This is a messenger RNA of Coregonus clupeaformis (lake whitefish), 1914 nucleotides long. Its product is annotated as cyclic nucleotide-gated olfactory channel-like. The record is from RefSeq and is a predicted model, not a curated record. Bases 40 to 1623 code for a protein of 527 amino acids. Gene Ontology annotation, biological process: transmembrane transport; potassium ion transport. Gene Ontology annotation, molecular function: voltage-gated potassium channel activity; protein-containing complex binding. NCBI's taxonomy places the organism in Eukaryota, Metazoa, Chordata, Actinopteri, Salmoniformes, Salmonidae. Gene Ontology annotation, cellular component: membrane. The transcript has 9 exons.
UAUCCAGACAUUUGCAAACAGAUAAAGAAAGCUGCAGAAAUGAAACGUAAACAGCUACUGCAAAGAACAAUGGACAUGUCAAAAGUUCAGAAGAAUGUUUCAGCAACUGACCUACUUAUGAAUGACACAGGAUAUAUAAAGCUUUACAAGCACUGCAUGGCAGAAGAGGAAAAGAAAGCCAAGUUUAAAGACUUCCCAUUUCAUGUCCGAAUUAAGACGAGCUUCACUCAAUUCUUGAUCCGUUUUCUGUUGAACGUCAUCAGAAUCCACAACACAACAAUCAAUCCAGAGAGCACAGUACGUGUUGUGUAUCAGUACACAUCUUGCCUUCUGAUCAUCAUUCUGUUUUGGGCGAUAACAUACAUGCCAUCUGUGUUCGAUCUUGACCGAGGCAUCUUUUUGUUCACAAUGAUUAUCGAAUAUAUUCAAAUGAUUGAGAUCAUUUUGAAAUUUCAUAUUUGCUUCUAUGAUGAAGGUGGAUCAUACAUCUCAGACUACAAAUCUGUGUCACUGAGCUAUAUGACGAGGAAAGUGGGAUACAUUUAUGAUGUCAUAUGCUCAUUCCCAUACGCAUUUACAAUUUUGCACCUCAUGAAUCAAGUGUCACCAAUAGCAUUUCUGCCGAUAAUAGUAUAUGUUCGCAGUUUUCAUCUACUCCGGAUUCUGACUGUACUUGUCUUCAUGCACAAGGAGGAGCAAUCCAUCAUUACUAACUUGCUUGCCAUACGAAUCAUCAAGUACUUGGUCCAUGCAGUCCUGUUUGUCCACUGUACCGCAGUUUUAUUUCUUUUAUUUGUUAUACAUGGUGGCUUUAAUUCGUGGGUUGUCAACACAGACGUGUUUUACCUCCCUGAUAUUUACCACUACUCCGUAUAUUGGACUUUAGCAACUUACACAACAACAGGCUAUGGUGAUAUCCGUGCAGUGACAUACGAAGAAAUGUUAUUCUCCAUUUUGAUAAUGAUUCUUUCCAAGAUGCAAGUCAGUUACAAUAUGGGACUUCUCUCAUCCACUCAAACAAACAAGCAAUCACUUCAAGUGGCGUAUGAAGAGAAGUUGCAGGCAGUCCAAAACUACAUGAUGGAUGAAAACAUUCCAUCAGCGCUGCAAAAUCGCGUCAUCCGAUUCUACAAUUACCGAUGGACACGAACCAAAGGGAUAGAUUCUGAAGAAUUGUUCAAAGAUACACCUCAUUGUAUGAAAGUAGAAAUUUUCUCAAGAAUAAGUGUGAAUCUACUGAAGAAAAAUCAGCUCUUCACUCAUCUCUCAGAAACAUUCCUGAGACACUUGGCAACAAAGAUGCUGCUGAAAAGCUACACCUCUGGGGAAUACAUCAAUAGAAGGGGAGACUCUGGCCGUGGCAUGUUGCUGAUCCUGAUUGGUAAGGUGAAACUUUGCUCAUGGAGAACUGGAAAGGAGGUCAUUGAGUAUCUUACAACUGGAGCUGCCUUGGGAGUUGACUUGCUGCUGAAAUCCAAGUUGUGUACAUACACUGCCAUUGCUGAUAACUAUGUGGAUAUAUUUUUCCUGUCAAAAGAGCACUUUGAAGAAGUUGGGUCAUAUUACCCAGAUGUUAUGAAUAAGUUGCUAAAGAGAGCCUCAAACGUUAUCAGCAUGUACUAACUGACUAGGUACCCCCUUUCUCUACUAAUGUUUACAGACUGGUCACAAUAUUGAUCAAUAGUACGAAGCUAAAAUGUGAACUCCUUUGUAGUUCUGUUUACAGUUUUUUUGUGACCAAAGAUGACUUGUUGACUGAAAAAACAUUGUCUCUGUAAUGUACUAUUAUAGAAUAUAUAUUUAUAUCAGUUUAAGUAAAUAAUCUAGAUGUAUAGAAAUAAUUGACCAAAUAAAUGUCCCAACUGUUUUAAAUAUGCAUGAACCCAAGGUGAAUAAAGUGUACUUAUUGUUUAA